UUGGACAGAGGAGAGAGAGAUCGCUGUAUCUGUCAAUCUUUGUUUUCUCCGAUUCAUCUCUUAGAAAAUGGCCGAGGCCUCUCCUAAAUCCGUCUACGACUUCACCGUCAAGGACAUCGGAGGUAACGAUGUGAGUCUGAGUGAUUACAAAGGGAAGGUUCUUCUGGUCGUAAACGUUGCCUCCAAAUGUGGUCUGACUGGUUCUAACUACAAGGAACUGAAUGUUCUGUACGACAAGUACAAGGAACAAGGGUUGGAGAUAUUAGCAUUUCCAUGCAACCAGUUCUUAGGGCAAGAGCCAGGCACCAACGAAGAGAUUCAGCAAACUGUCUGCACCAAAUUCAAAGCCGAGUUUCCCAUCUUCGACAAGGUAGAUGUGAAUGGGAAGAACACAGCGCCACUGUACAAGUUUCUGAAGGCGGAGAAAGGAGGAGUGCUGAUAGCCGCUCUCAAGUGGAACUUCACAAAGUUUUUGGUCGACAGAAAUGGCAAAGUUGUCGACCGAUUCUCUCCCAGGACUCCUCCCCUCGACCUCGAGAAAGACAUUCAGAAACUGCUGGGAGAGGGUUCCUCUUGAUCAUGGUGCCGAGUGGAAAUAGAUUCGCCGUUUUGCAGGUAUCGGUUAGACAGCAGAACGGCCAAAAUCACAAUGAACCCCUCUGUUGUCAUAAUUUUUCUUUGUUGCUGCUGCUAUAUCGUCACAUGUCGGAUUCCUUUGUAACCAUAUUUAAGAUGGAUUUCUAAAUUGAUUAUGCCCUAUUCUACAA
Tarenaya hassleriana is the source of this 767-nucleotide messenger RNA. RefSeq names its product probable glutathione peroxidase 2. The transcript is spliced from 7 exons. The record is from RefSeq and is a predicted model, not a curated record. The coding region runs from base 68 to 577 and encodes 169 amino acids. Gene Ontology annotation, molecular function: glutathione peroxidase activity. Gene Ontology annotation, cellular component: cytosol. Lineage: Eukaryota; Viridiplantae; Streptophyta; Magnoliopsida; Brassicales; Cleomaceae. Gene Ontology annotation, biological process: response to oxidative stress.